UUAACACGCAAACGAAGCAGCAAAAGAGGGGGAAAAAAGGGGAGCCAACGCUCCAAGCCGCCUCCUCCGCAAGGGGAUAAAAGCCGCCCCCUCCCGGCAUCAUGCGCACAGAGCAGAGAAGAACGGCCACUCCGCAGUAGCCAAGCCACCCACGACCACGCCCACGCCGACGCCGACGGAACCGCCACUGCAAAACUGCCAGAACGUCCGCAGCGCUGAUGGCGUGUUGGCGGAAGAAGGUCGUGUUCCGGGCGCGCCGUGCGUGGGCCGCCGUCUCCGGCCGCCUCCUCCGCGGCAGCAAGUCCGGCAGCGGCGGGAUACUGAAGCUCCACGAGGACGUGCAGACCUGCGGGUACCAGGACGUGCAGGUCAUGUUCGACAUGCUCACCUCUGAGCUGGAGGCGGCGCACGCCCGCAACCGCAAGCAGCCUGCAUCACCGCCGACGGCGUGGUCCAGCCGCUUGUCGUUGUCCUCCGCCUGACCGAGGGCAGCACAGUAGACAAGACCAUUCGUUGCAGUGCAUGGCACUCACGAAGGACGUCACCAUGUUAAUUUUACAAGUUACUGCCUGUGCAUCAGGCGUCCAUCCCCCUGCUCUUCUUCUACCCGGCCAAAGAGCGAAAGACCGCCCUGUUGAUGGUGUGUAAAUAGAGGCGGUGUCUGAAGUUUUUGCCGGCCGCGAGGAAGAGGGAGGCAAGAGGGGUUUCAUUUCUAUUGCUGUCAUUUUCUUGUCAGAUUUUGCGCGGUUUUCACAUGUUGUGAAAUCGAGACUUGUUUGUUCGCAUAAUGUCAUUUUCA
Messenger RNA from Aegilops tauschii subsp. strangulata, 799 nucleotides. RefSeq lists its product as uncharacterized. The record is from RefSeq and is a predicted model, not a curated record. NCBI's taxonomy places the organism in Eukaryota, Viridiplantae, Streptophyta, Magnoliopsida, Poales, Poaceae.